CAGCAGACUUGGUCUGAAGCAGCCAAUGCAGUACUGAGUCUGCCUGGGAGAGGAACAGCCUCCUGGAUUUUCCUUGCAAUGCAUGGGACACCUGACUGAGAAAUCCCUAGUUUUCACCAAAAAUCACUCCUCUGGUGCUACAAAGAACAUGAAGAAGGAUAAGGCUGAUGGAAAGAUAUGCAGCAUUUGUUUCUUCCUGCUUAGGGAGGUUGCAGAAGUUCCUGAGGGCUGGAAAGGUGUCAAAGCAAACUCAUCUUUCAGAGUUUGUUGGGGGACAAACGUCCCUGUGAGUCACAUCUGUCCUGUUGAGGUCCUCCCUGCACAUGAUGAUAAAGAGAACCUGGUGCCUCUUCCCUCUGUGUCUGCUGCACUCAGCUGCUCCUGGGGCUGCCAAGAGGGGAAGAGCUGCCUCCCAUCUCUGGAGACACAGAUGACGAGGGCUCCCCAAGGAGAGAAGAACAGCCGGCGGGGUUUUGACGAGAAGGCUUACCUGUCCUCCAAGGUGCUGAAGGCCGGAGAAGACCCCUACCGCCAGCACGCGUUUAACCAGCUGGAGAGUGACAAACUCAGCAGCGACCGGCCCAUUCGGGACACCAGGCACUACAGGUGCACUUCUGUGCGCUAUGACCCUGACUUGCCAGCCACCAGUGUCAUCAUCACCUUCCACAAUGAGGCGCGAUCUACCCUGCUCCGCACGGUGAAGAGUGUUCUGAACCGCACCCCUCCCAGUCUCAUCCAGGAGAUCAUUUUGGUAGAUGACUUCAGCUCAGAUCCUGAGGACUGCCAGCUCCUUACCAGGAUCCCAAAGGUCAAGUGUCUACGAAACACCCAUCGAGAAGGGCUGAUUCGCUCUCGGGUGCGAGGAGCUGAGGUGGCAGCUGCUGACAUCCUCACCUUCUUGGACAGUCACUGUGAAGUCAACAGCGAGUGGCUGCAGCCGAUGCUUCAGAGAGUGAAAGAGGAUUAUACUCGAGUGGUGAGUCCAAUCAUUGAUGUUAUCAGCCUGGAUAAUUUUGCCUACCUGGCAGCAUCAGCAGAUUUGAGGGGAGGGUUUGACUGGAGCCUUCACUUUAAGUGGGAACAGAUUCCUAUAGAACAGAAGAUGUCCAGAACAGACCCAACUCAGUCUAUAAGAACCCCUGUCAUAGCAGGAGGCAUCUUUGUGAUUGACAAGUCCUGGUUUAACCACCUGGGAAAAUACGAUACUCAAAUGGAUAUCUGGGGAGGAGAAAAUUUUGAGCUCUCUUUCCGAGUGUGGAUGUGUGGUGGCAGCUUGGAGAUUGUUCCCUGCAGUCGAGUGGGACACGUGUUCAGGAAGCGCCAUCCCUAUGACUUUCCCGAGGGCAACGCGCUGACUUACAUCAAGAACACCAAGCGCACAGCAGAGGUGUGGAUGGAUGAAUACAAGCAGUACUACUAUGAGGCCCGGCCAUCGGCCAUUGGCAAGUCCUUUGGAAGCGUUGCAGACCGGGUGGAGCUGCGACACAAACUGAGCUGUAAAUCCUUCCAGUGGUAUCUGGAGAAUGUCUACCCCGAGCUCAAGAUUCCUGAAAAAGAGUUGAUUCCAGGAAUAAUUAGACAAGGAGGAAACUGUCUGGAGUCUCAAGCACAGGACACCACAGGGAAUAUGUUGGCUGGCAUGGGAAACUGUAAAGGGACAGUGAAUAAUCCACCUGUCACUCAGGAAUGGAUAUUCAGUGACCCUUUAAUUAGACAGCAGGACAAGUGUCUUUCCAUUACCUCCUUCUCUACUGGUUCUCAAAUCACACUGGAAGCUUGCAAUCAAAAAGAUGGCAGACAGAAGUGGAAGAUGAAAGGCAGUUUCAUUCAACACUUUGUCAGCGGUCUCUGCCUGGAAAACCAGACUGGAAGAGUGGUGACCAGCCCCUGUCAAGCAGGUGUACCUGGCCAACAGUGGGAGCUGCUACAAGCAACAUGAUGGUAGCACAGGGAUCUCCUUGUUUCUUUGUGCAUGAGACUUUGGGAACAGAGGGGAAUCAGGAAGGGAGGAAUGGUUUUGUAUGUCUGACCCUAAAUGUUUUCAUUGUGCCCAUCAGUAAGCCAUUUCAGCUGAGCACUUGAUGUUUUUGAGCUUUACAGAGAAGAAGCUGGGGAUGAGAGGGAUCAGGACAGUUGUCAAAAUCUUCCCAUCUGUUGUCUUAAGUUCUCCUUUGUAGCUGAUGCCUGUGCACAGCUGCACCUAUAGGUGGAGGAGGACCCAGCCCAAUACUCGCAGCUCUCCCCAUCCUUUCCUUUCUCUGCUUCCAGAGUCCACAAACUUCAGUCCAGCAGGUUAGACUAUGCUUGUACAGACCUUGGUAGCUCUUUGGCUUCCCUGGCUUUUGGUUCUAACAUUGUGCAUCAUUUAUGCAUAUGUCCCUCAGUGAGGACUGCCAGAGGAGUCAUCGUGAUCAGCGGAGAGGCUGGAAAACAGCUAGCAGACCCUGGGGCAGGUUUGUCACCUCUUUUUGGUGGGCUUGUUCCUUCCUCUGCCCACAGUAGCUGCCCUACAGCCAAAUGUGCUGAGGUUGGGCAGUGCUGACAAGAGAGAUUGAAAAGGGGCCAUCUCUUUCACCAGCCUAAGCAGGGAUGUUUCAGGGACUGUUCCCUGUUGAAGUCUUCCUUACAGCUUUUUCGUGUGUGGAAGGCCAGCCCUGCCUCCAAGAGUUGCCCAAGCCUGCAGGUUCAGGAUACCAUGUUCUGGUGGAGCCAGUCAGAGACAGGUGCCAGCACCUGGGGGUGCUAGGGAAGCUGGGGCUGUUCUCUGGCUGCUCUUCCUGGUGCUACCAGCCACAGCCCACUUCAGCCCCCACCAAAGGUGGUGCACAGAGCUGAGUGGGCAGCACACACAGGCAGAGGUGCUGCACAUGGCUCAGGCCUGUGGCAGGAGCCCACCCAGAUCCCCACUGUGAGAGACAGAAGGGGACAGGCCCUAGGUCAUAGCAGACUCCUUGCUGCUGGCUGGGCAGGGCCAGUUCUCGUGCUUGUCUCUCCAGUUCUGCAUAGUCCCUGUGAACAGAGCCUGGCAUGACAAACCACCCGCUUCCUCUGUCUCGUUGCUUUUCCUUCUCUUUUUGAGAAAGAAAAGGCAAAAAGGCCGGGGCUGCUCUACUUUUGACAUUCCUCUCUCUUCCCCUUGAGCACCUUGGGGAGAGGUUAGCUGGUGAAGCUGAAACUGCCCCCUGCACAAAUGCUGCCACAGUGCAGGCCUGCCCUAGGAGAGGCUCCUUCAUGUUCUGGAAAUACCAAAGUCACGGGUGGUUCCUAGCUAGCAUCCCAAUCCUGCUCCCAGUUAGCAGUCAGCUCUAGCCAUGUGUGGGUUUUCAAACCUGCCAAGGGAUGCUUACCUAUUCCAAUAGUCCCCACAACCUUACCAUCACCUAACUAGAUCUGUUAACUUUUCCUCUUGAGACAGGUUUUGUAGACCAACCCUCCUUUCCAAGAACCUGACAGGGGAACCAGAUGGUGGGACUAUCUUCAUCAGGCAAUUGCUUGCCCGGAUCCUUUCUGAUCUGGUAUAGAAGAAAUAGGUCGAUCAUUUGGAUUCUGAACAGCUGUUUGCUUUUGAUCAUGUCUGUAUCCCUUUUUAAUUCUUUCUGUUAGCUUGGUAUUAGCCCAAACAGUUGACAAAAGAACAGAUAAUGUUCUUCGUACAUUGCAUGUGCUUAGUGUGAAAACUGGACAAUGUUUUUUGUUCCUGGUUUAAAAAAAUUAAAUCCAUCAUAUGGCAGGAGCUCUUAUCCUGUGUCCCUCUUCACUUUGAUAGCAGAUCCCCAUCUCAGCACUGAUUAGCCAGAGGAAUGACCUGCCUGCACGGUGAAAACUCACAAAGGAGCUCUUUUUGAUCCUUACAGAACGGUGCAGCUGCUCUUCUGUGUGGAAAUGAGGGCACUGACUGCAGUGACUUCUCUUUUCCUGUGUAGAGAUGCUUUGGGCUGGAACCAUUGGGGGCAGGACAGGGCAGAGAAGGAAGGAAAACAGCCUAGGAAGGGAAUGAGAGCAGACUGACCCACUGAGGGGAGAGAUGCCAUCCUAUUAGCUACUGCAUUUUUAAACAAGAAUAUACAGGAAAUUGUCCUUUAGAAUAGCAUCAUUAUGAAGUAGGAGACAGGAACAGUCAAGUUCUUACCUACCUGUCUUGAAAAAUAUUGAUGCAAAGACAGAUGAAGGGGCACUGAGCUGGUACUGUUUGUAGCUCUGUAUACAAUGAAGUGUGAAAGGAUUACAUAUUUUCGUCAAAACAAAGCCUAAGUGGAUCAUCUGACCUCCCCCCAUUUCACUCUCCAGCAGCUCAUGUGUGGCAGCUAACAGCAUGUUCACUCCUCUACCAGGUGCUGCCUCCUUCCUCCCUGCUCCCACUGUGUGUGUGCAGCUUUCUUGCAGUUCCUUCUUCAUAACCACUCUGGGACCAGGACCCAGCUCCUCUACAAACAAUGCUCCUGACUGCUGCAGACCACAGAAGCUCUGCUUAUUUGCAGUCUCCAAGCUCUGGGCCAGCCCUAAUUCAAAGGGCUCUUGUCAGCAUGAUGACUGCUGCCCUUGACUGUGUGUUUGGCUCCCAUGCUGGAGGCUGCUGACUGCUCCUGGAGCAGACAUAGCUGGACUAGCUGUGUUGAUUUGUGCCUCUCUUCCUACUGCUCUCCUGGCAGAGUGUGAACUGGCAUCCUUCUUGGGCUGUGUCUUGGUUUAGGGUAAAUUUGGGAGGAAAUGUCCGAAGGGGGUAAGCUGGGGCUGCUGAAGAUGGGACACUCUGCUUCUUCAGGUACCCUGGCCUGGGGGAGGAAAGGGAAAAGGUGGACAUAUGCUAAGUGUCAGUAACUCAAAUUGCCUGUGGAGUUUGGAGUUUCAUUUUUUAAUUCUAGCUGAUUUUGGACAUGUUCACCUGAGGUCACCUCCCAGCUUCUCCCUCCUCUGUCUGCUAAAGCAUUGCUUUAGCUCCACGGACCUCCCCACACAUCAUCUUUUGGAAGCUGUUGGUUUCCAGCGUAUUUUAGCAGUUGCCGAAAAGGAGGUACAUUACAAAAGGCUGCUGUCAAGUGUGGGCAAACUGAACUUAUUGGAAUGAACAAAGUCUUGUUCAAACUCAUUAUUAGCAUACUCUACAUUUUCCUUGCACUGAAGGGAAGGAAGAACAAUGUUAUCUCUACUUUUUUCCCCAAGGUCCCCGCAGUGCCAUGUUUUGUAACAGGUGUCUGUUAGGAUUUCUUCAAGCAAACUGACUAUUCUUAACAGUCAGAACAAGCAGCUGCUCACCCUUGUUUUCCUGUUUACUUUAAACAGCCCCCUAGACUGUCAAGACAGAGCAUUUGCAUUGGUAAAACCCCUAAAGAAAGCUGUUACUGUACCAGAGCAUCCAAUGUAAUUUCCUGUGCUGUGAACCAGUGGGGGUUUAUUUAAGAGGAGCUGAAUCUACUGUUGUACAGAAAUCGGUUUCAAAAGAUUUAUUUUUCCCACUCACUUGUAAGUUGCACUUUGCCAGAUGUAAUUUAUGUGGAACCCCGAUUAGUUUUCCUUUUUCUUCAAAAAAAGCAUGUGCGAGAAUCUGUUAAUGCCUGAAAUAAAAUCCAUUUUGAAAUAA
This is a messenger RNA of Hirundo rustica (Barn swallow), 5578 nucleotides long. RefSeq names its product polypeptide N-acetylgalactosaminyltransferase 16 (gene GALNT16). Lineage: Eukaryota; Metazoa; Chordata; Aves; Passeriformes; Hirundinidae. Bases 83 to 1939 code for a protein of 618 amino acids. The transcript has 16 exons. Gene Ontology annotation, cellular component: Golgi apparatus. The record is from RefSeq and is a predicted model, not a curated record.